UCUCCCUCCUCCCCGGCUGCUGCUGCCGCCCGCGCGCCGGUGUCAGACCCUCCAGACCCUCGGAGCGGUCGCUGCUGCUGUGAGCGCUCAGAGCUGGAAUUUAGUGGGAGUGGAAACCCCUGCUGCCGCGGUGACUCCUGACAUUCCCCGAGAGCAGAGGCGGAGUACCGACGCAGACCGGUCCCAAACCCAUGGCACCGUUCUAACCACGAGGACGCGCGCGUCGGUCUCUUCUGUGUGGAUUUUCUAUUUCCCCUCUCCACCCUUGGAUUAUCGGACUUCCACGACAUGGCAACUUGGUCCGCGACUGACGGUGCGCGGGUGGCGUGACGCCGCGCGGGAUGCCGUGGACGCGUCCGGCACUUUGAGCUGCGAUUUGUCCUCCCGGGAUCUGAUGAUAUUGGAGAAGAUUUGCGCACAUUUGAAUGGUUUUCCUGCUCCCUCCUGGCGCAGCAUGUCAGUGAGGAUGUUUGCUGGAUCUCUAUUGUUCCUCCUCAUCCAAGUGCUCGCUGUCGCGUCUUUGGCUCAGACCGAUAAGUGCGGAGGGAAUAUAGAGAUCAACGUGGCGGACUACCUGACCUCGCCCGGCUACCCGGGGGCCUACCCGCCCUCGCAGCAGUGCGUGUGGGUGAUCACGGCGCCGGAACCAGGCCAGAAGAUUCUCAUCAACUUCAAUCCGCAUUUUGAUCUGGAGGACAGAGACUGCAAGUACGACUACGUGGAGGUCUACAAUGGCGGAGAUGACCUGUCGCCCAUGCUGGGGAAGUUCUGCGGGAAGAUCGCGCCCUCGCCGAUCAUCUCCAGCGGCACUCAGCUGAUGAUCAAGUUCGUCUCGGACUACGAAACCCCGGGAGCUGGGUUCUCUGUUCGCUACGAGGUCUUCAAGACAGGGCCGGAAUGUUCCCGGAAUUUCACGGCUCCCAGUGGUGUCAUCAAGACGCCCGGCUUCCCCGAGAAGUACCCCAACAACCUGGACUGCACCUUCAUGAUCUUCGCCCCCAAAAUGUCAGAGAUCGUGGUGGAGUUUGACAGCUUCGACAUGGAGCCCGACACCACGCCGCCACCCGGUGCCCUCUGCCGGUACGACUGGCUGGAGAUCUGGGACGGAUUCCCCGCAGUCGGACCUCACAUCGGGCGAUACUGUGGACAGAGCUCGCCCGGUCGGGUCAUCUCCUACACGGGCAUCCUGUCCAUGACCAUCACCACCGACAACGCCAUCACCAAGGAGGGCUUCUCCGCCAACUACACCAUCCGAGAGAGGAACCUCCCGCCAGGACACACGGACCAAGACUUUGCCUGCCUGGUUCCUUUGGGCAUGGAGUCCGGAGAGAUCUCCUCCAACCAGAUCACUGCCUCGUCGCAGUACAACUCCAACUGGUCGCCUGAACGCUCUCGACUCAACUACCAGGAGAACGGCUGGACGCCGUCGGACGACACGGUCCGCGAGUGGAUCCAGGUGGACCUGGGUUUCCUGCGCUUCGUCAGCGCCAUCGGGACUCAGGGAGCGAUUUCCAAAGAGACGAAGAAGCGCUACUUUGUUCAAUCCUACAAAGUGGACCUGAGCUCCAACGGGGAGGACUGGCUGCCUGUCAAGGAGGGAUCCAAGCAGAAGAUCUUCCAGGGCAACAGCAACCCCACAGACGAGGUCCGCUCCUUCCUCCCUAAACCCACUCUGGCUCGCUACAUCCGGAUCCGACCCAUGACCUGGGAGCAGGGCAUCUGCAUGCGCUUCGAGGUCUACGGCUGCCGGACGUCAGACUACCCGUGCGCUGGGAUGCUGGGGAUGGUCUCGGGUCAGAUCUCGGACGCUCAGAUCAGCGCUUCGUCGUACGCCGACCGAGGCUGGGUGGCUGAGAACGCUCGUCUGCUGACCGGGAGGUCGGGAUGGACCGGUCAGCAGGUCAAGCAGCCCUUCAGGAACGAGUGGCUCCAGGUGGACCUGGGUCAGGACAAGAUGCUGAGCGGCCUGGUGAUCCAGGGAGGGAAGCAUCGAGACAGGAACGUCUUUAUGAAGCGCUUCAAGGUGGGACACAGUCUUGACGGAGACACGUGGACCAUCUUCACCGAGGAGAACAGCACCAAGCCCAAAAUCUUUUUAGGGAAUCAGAACCACGACACACCGGAGCUGAGACCGGUGGGCCCAUUGGUGACCCGCUUUGUGCGGAUCUACCCGGAGAGAGCGACCCUGGAGGGGAUAGGUCUGAGACUGGAGCUGCUGGGCUGCGAGCUGGACGACAUCACCACUCCAGUCCCUCCCACCACUCCAGUCGCCUCCACGCUUCCUGUCACGACCUUCGGAGCGACCACCACGUCGCCCGUCACCGCCCCCGGCACGACUCCGCCCUCCAGGUGUGAGAACGGGCGACCAGACUGUGGCAGCGAGGGUCGAACACCCGAGGACUAUGACUCAGGAACCACGACAGCAGGAUCCAUUGUGGACAUCCCAGCGUACUUGUGGUUCGCCUGCAGCUUUGACUUCUCCUCAUUCUGCGGCUGGACCAGAGAGACGGGUUCUGGAGCGGCCUGGAUGAUCCAGAACAGCGGUGCCCCUGCCGUCCACCGAGGCCCAACCCUGGACCACACAGGCCAACCGGGGGACUUCAUCUACAUGGAGCUCUUGGACUCGGAAUGGACCGGUAAAGUGGGCGGCGAGGACGAUGGCGGUGACAUCCGGGAGCGCGUGGCCCGACUCUCUAGUCCUGCCAUCGCCACGCCGGAUUCGGACCUCUGCAUGUCCUUCUGGUACCACGUGUUCGGCGAGCGGGCCGGAGCGCUGCUCAUCCGCCAGAGGACGGAGGCGGACGGCAGUCUGCUUCUGAGGACCAUCAGCGGACACCAGGGCAGCAGGUGGAGAGAAGGCCGCGUGCUGCUACCGCACUCCAGCGCCCCCUAUCAGGUGGUGUUGGAGGGCAUUGCGGACAGGCGCAGCGGAGGUCACAUCGCAGUGGACAACAUCCGCAUCAUGGACAGGAUCAACAUGGAGGACUGCAGAGAUCCAGAAGCUUCUGCGUCGCCACCCACUGAGAUCUUCAUCCUGCCCAUGGACUCCCUCCCUCAGGAGACCGGUGAGCUCGGUGGUCCUGGGAACAUGCUGAAGACGCUGGACCCCAUCCUCAUCACCAUCAUCGCCAUGUCGGCGCUGGGCGUGCUGCUGGGCGCCAUCUGUGGCGUGGUGCUGUACUGCGCCUGCUCGCAGGGCAGCAUGACGGACAGGAACUUGUCGGCGCUGGAGAACUACAACUUCGAGCUGGUGGAUGGAGUGAAGCUAAAGAAGGACAAGAUGAACGGACAGACGAACUACUCAGAGGCGUGA
Molecule: messenger RNA, 3313 nt
Organism: Synchiropus splendidus (mandarinfish)
Lineage: Eukaryota; Metazoa; Chordata; Actinopteri; Syngnathiformes; Callionymidae
Product: neuropilin-1a-like
Exons: 18
Coding region: 395-3313 (972 amino acids)
Biological process (GO): axon guidance; angiogenesis; vascular endothelial growth factor signaling pathway
Cellular component (GO): membrane
Molecular function (GO): semaphorin receptor activity; vascular endothelial growth factor receptor activity
Source: RefSeq, a predicted model, not a curated record